AUGACUGGGCGAGCCAGAGCGAGAGCAAGAGGAAGGGCUCGUGGUCAGGAGAUGGUGCAGCAUGUGGGCGCCUCUGCGAGUCAGCAGCCUGGUUACCUUCAGCCUCGACCUCAGCAGCCACCUGCAGAGGGGGAGUUAGUUGGCCGUGGACGACUAAGAGGAACAGUAGGAGCAACAGCGAAGUCACAAGAACUCCAGAUAUCUGCUGGAUUCCAGGAGUUAUCAUUAGCAGAGAGAGGAGGUCGUCGUAGAGACUUUCAUGAUCUUGGUGUGAAUACAAGACAGAACCUAGAUCAUGUGAAAGAAUCAAAAACAGGUUCUUCAGGUAUUAUCGUAAGGCUGAGCACUAACCAUUUCCGAUUGACAUCCCGUCCCCAGUGGGCCUUGUAUCAGUAUCACAUUGACUAUAAUCCGUUGAUGGAAGCCCGAAGACUCCGCUCAGCUCUUCUUUUUCAACAUGAGGAUUUAAUUGGAAGGUGUCAUGCUUUUGAUGGAACGAUAUUAUUUUUACCUAAAAGACUACAGCACAAGGUUACUGAAGUUUUUAGUCAGACUCGAAAUGGAGAGCAUGUGAGGAUAACAAUCACCCUGACAAAUGAACUCCCACCUACGUCACCAACUUGUUUGCAGUUCUAUAAUAUUAUUUUCAGGAGGCUUUUGAAGAUCAUGAAUUUGCAACAAAUUGGACGGAAUUACUAUAACCCAAGUGACCCAAUUGAUAUUCCAAAUCAUAGGUUGGUGAUUUGGCCUGGCUUCACCACUUCCAUUCUUCAGUAUGAAAACAACAUCAUGCUCUGCACUGAUGUCAGUCACAAAGUCCUCCGAAGUGAAACCGUUUUAGAUUUCAUGUUCAACUUGUUUCAUCAAACCGAAGAGCACAAAUUUCAAGAACAAGUGUCUAAGGAACUGAUUGGUUUAAUUGUUCUCACCAAGUAUAACAACAAAACAUACAGAGUAGAUGAUAUUGACUGGGACCAGAAUCCAAAGAGUACGUUUAAGAAAGCAGAUGGCUCUGAAGUCAGCUUCUUAGAGUACUACAGGAAGCAAUAUAACCAGGAAAUCACUGACCUGAAGCAGCCGGUUUUGGUCAGUCAGCCUAAGAGGAGGAGAGGCCCUGGCGGCAUCCUGCCAGGUCCGGCCAUGCUUAUCCCAGAGCUCUGCUACCUCACAGGUUUAACUGAUAAAAUGCGUAAUGAUUUUAAUGUGAUGAAAGACCUGGCUGUUCAUACAAGACUAACUCCAGAGCAAAGGCAGCGUGAAGUCGGAAGACUGAUUGAUUAUAUUCAUAAAGAUGAUAAUGUGCAGAGGGAGCUUCGAGACUGGGGUUUGAGCUUUGACUCCAACUUACUGUCCUUCUCAGGAAGAAUUUUGCAAGCAGAAAAGAUUCAUCAAGGUGGAAAAACAUUUGAUUACAAUCCACAGUUUGCAGAUUGGUCAAAAGAAACAAGAGGUGCACCAUUAAUUAGUGUUAAGCCACUAGAUAACUGGUUGUUGAUCUAUACUCGAAGAAAUUAUGAAGCAGCCAAUUCGUUGAUACAAAAUCUAUUUAAAGUUACACCAGCCAUGGGCAUACAAAUGAAAAAAGCAAUAAUGAUUGAAGUGGAUGAUAGAACUGAAGCCUAUUUAAGAGUCUUACAGCAAAAGGUUACGUCCGAUACCCAGAUAGUUGUUUGUCUGUUAUCAAGUAAUCGGAAAGACAAAUAUGAUGCUAUUAAAAAAUACUUAUGUACAGAUUGCCCUACUCCAAGUCAGUGUGUGGUGGCCCGAACCUUAGGCAAACAACAGACUGUCAUGGCUAUUGCUACAAAGAUUGCGCUGCAGAUGAACUGCAAGAUGGGAGGAGAGCUUUGGAGGAUUGAUAUGCCUCUGAAGCUGGCGAUGAUAGUUGGCAUUGAUUGUUACCAUGAUACCACAGCUGGACGGAGGUCAAUUGCAGGAUUUGUGGCAAGCAUCAAUGAAGGGAUGACUCGCUGGUUCUCUCGCUGUGUGUUUCAAGAUAGAGGACAAGAACUAGUAGAUGGGCUGAAGGUCUGCUUGCAAGCUGCUCUAAGGGCUUGGAAUAGCUGCAAUGAAUACAUGCCUAGUCGAAUUAUUGUGUAUCGGGAUGGUGUAGGAGACGGUCAGCUUAAAACAUUGGUGAACUAUGAAGUUCCACAGUUUUUGGAUUGCCUGAAAUCUGUUGGUAGAGGUUACAACCCAAGACUAACGGUAAUUGUGGUGAAGAAACGUGUCAAUGCCAGAUUUUUUGCUCAGUCUGGAGGAAGACUUCAGAAUCCACUUCCUGGAACAGUUAUUGAUGUAGAGGUUACCAGACCAGAAUGGUAUGAUUUUUUUAUCGUGAGCCAGGCAGUGAGAAGUGGUAGUGUUUCUCCCACACACUAUAAUGUCAUCUAUGACAGCAGUGGCCUGAAGCCAGACCACAUACAGAGGUUAACUUACAAGCUAUGUCACGUCUAUUAUAACUGGCCAGGUGUCAUUCGUGUUCCUGCUCCUUGCCAGUAUGCCCACAAACUGGCUUUCCUUGUUGGCCAAAGUAUUCAUAAAGAACCAAAUCUGUCACUGUCAAAUCGUCUUUACUACCUCUAA
Rangifer tarandus platyrhynchus (Svalbard reindeer) is the source of this 2586-nucleotide messenger RNA. NCBI's taxonomy places the organism in Eukaryota, Metazoa, Chordata, Mammalia, Artiodactyla, Cervidae. The record is from the annotation of a GenBank genome assembly.